Tetrapisispora phaffii CBS 4417 is the source of this 558-nucleotide messenger RNA. RefSeq names its product Hed1p (gene HED1). The record is from RefSeq and is a predicted model, not a curated record. NCBI's taxonomy places the organism in Eukaryota, Fungi, Ascomycota, Saccharomycetes, Saccharomycetales, Saccharomycetaceae. The transcript has a single exon. The coding region runs from base 1 to 558 and encodes 185 amino acids.
AUGUUGACUACUAGAAGUUUGACGUCGGUGGGGUACACCAAUGAUUAUGAAUGUGAGGACACGCAUGUGUACUAUGGCAGAGGAUUUUGUAGGGCUAGCACUAUGAUGGAAUUGUAUUCAAUAGAUAUCGAAGAAGAAACGGAAAGAGUGGACGUGCCAGACACUGAGAAGUGCACAGACUUGAAGAACAGUAAUGAAAUUGAACCGGAGCAAGAACCAAAUAUUUCCCCAGAUGCAGCCAACAUAAUACUUAAGAGCGAGAGGAACCCCAGUUUUGUUGAUGAAACUACCUUGAAUAGCCAAGACGAAAGUUACUGUCAGGAUACAUUAGGUGAAUCCACAUUUACAGAGCCUGAAAACAUGAAAAUAUGCAAACUAGGGAAGACACCACCUAUUGAAAUCAUACACAGACCGUUGAAAGAUCUCAUAAAUAAAACAAACAAGAUGAUCUACGAUGUUGAUUCAAAUCACGUUCAGUACAAAGCAGGGCUCUCCAAAAGAUGUCGAAAGAUUCCCAGCUUGCACCGAACACAAGGAAAAGAUGCCGUCUCAAGAUAG